Messenger RNA from Hyaena hyaena (striped hyena), 3769 nucleotides. RefSeq names its product laminin subunit alpha-2-like. The record is from RefSeq and is a predicted model, not a curated record. Gene Ontology annotation, biological process: axon guidance; regulation of cell adhesion; regulation of embryonic development. The annotation marks the transcript as partial. Lineage: Eukaryota; Metazoa; Chordata; Mammalia; Carnivora; Hyaenidae. The transcript is spliced from 26 exons. Gene Ontology annotation, cellular component: basement membrane. Gene Ontology annotation, molecular function: extracellular matrix structural constituent; signaling receptor binding.
GUUGGGCUCUGUUGACCUUGAGUCCGCAGUCCCCUAUCCUACUGAUGGAAGCAUUGCAACCGCUGUGGAGAUUUGUCAAUGUCCACCUGGGUAUACUGGCUCCUCUUGUGAGUCUUGUUGGCCUCGGCACCGACGAGUCAACGGCACUAUUUUUGGUGGCAUCUGUGAACCAUGUCAAUGCUUUGGUCAUGCAGAAUCUUGUGAUGAUCUCACUGGAGAAUGCCUGAACUGUAAGGAUCACACAGGUGGCCCGUACUGCAAUAAAUGUCUUCCUGGUUUCUAUGGUGAUCCUAGUAAAGGAACCUCUGAGGACUGUCAGCCCUGUGCCUGUCCACUCAAUAUCCCAUCCAAUAACUUUAGCCCAACGUGCCAUUUAGACCGAAGUCUUGGAUUGAUUUGUGAUGCAUGUCGUGUUGGGUACACGGGACCACGCUGUGAGAGGUGUGCAGAAGGCUAUUUUGGACAACCUUCUGUACCUGGAGGAUCAUGUCAGCCAUGCCAAUGCAAUGACAACCUUGACUUCUCCAUUCCUGGCAGCUGUGACAGCUUGUCUGGCUCCUGUCUGAUAUGUAAGCCAGGUACAACAGGCCGGUACUGUGAGCUCUGUGCUGAUGGAUAUUUUGGAGACGCAGUUGAUGCAAAGAACUGUCAGCCUUGUCGCUGUAAUGUCAACAGCUCCUUGUCCGAGAGUUGCCAUGCUAGGACAGGACAAUGUGAAUGCAAACCCAAUGUCCAAGGACUGCGGUGUGAUGAGUGCAAGCCGGAAACCUUCGGCCUACAAUCCGGGAGGGGGUGUGUUCCCUGCAAUUGCAAUUCUUUUGGGUCUAAGUCAUUUGACUGUGAAGAGAGUGGUCAAUGUUGGUGCCAACCUGGAGUAACAGGAAAGAAAUGUGACCGCUGUGCUCACGGCUAUUUCAACUUCCAGGAAGGAGGAUGCACAGCUUGUGAUUGUUCCCAUCUGGGUAAUAACUGUGACCCAAAGACUGGACAGUGCAUCUGUCCUCCCAAUACCAUUGGAGAGAGAUGUUCUCAAUGUGCACCUAAUUCCUGGGGUCACAGCAUCACCACUGGUUGUAAGGCUUGUAACUGCAGCUCGGUGGGAUCCUUGGAUUUCCAAUGCAAUAUGAACACAGGCCAGUGCAACUGUCAUCCCAAAUUCUCUGGUGCAAGAUGUACAGAGUGCAAUCGAGGUCACUGGAAAUACCCUCACUGCAGCCCCUGCGAGUGCUUCCUGCCGGGCACUGAUGACAAGACCUGCGAUUCAGAGACUAAAAAGUGCUCCUGUAUCGAUCAGACAGGGCAGUGCGCCUGUAAGGGGCAUGUAGAAGGUGUGCGCUGUGACAGGUGCCGGCCAGGCAAGUUUGGACUUGAUGCCAAGAACCCACUUGGCUGCAGCAGCUGCUAUUGCUUCGGCGCCACUACCCAGUGCUCUGAAGCCAAAGGACUGAUCCGUACGUGGGUGACUCUAAAGCCCGAGCAGACCAUCCUGCCUCUGGUGGACGAGGCCCUUCAACACACCACCACCAAAGGCAUCGUUUUUCAACAUCCGGAGAUUGUUGCACAUAUGGAUCUGGUGAGACAGGAGCUCCAUCUGGAACCCUUUUACUGGAAACUUCCAGAACAGUUUGAAGGCAAGAAGUUGAUGGCCUAUGGUGGCAAACUCAAGUACGCAAUCUAUUUUGAGGCCCGGGAAGAGACAGGCUUCUCUACCUAUAAUCCUCAAGUUAUCAUUCGAGGUGGGACUCCUACUCAUGCUAGAAUUAUCAUCAGGCAUAUGGCUGCUCCUCUAAUUGGCCAGUUGACAAGGCAUGAGAUUGAAAUAACAGAGAAAGAAUGGAAAUAUUAUGGUGAUGAUCCUCGAAUCAGUAGAACCGUGACCCGUGAAGACUUCUUGGAUAUUCUAUAUGAUAUUCAUUAUAUUCUUAUCAAGGCAACUUAUGGGAAUAUCAUGAGACAAAGCAGGAUUUCUGAAAUCUCAAUGGAGGUAGCUGAGCAAGGACGCAUAACAGCAGUGACUCCGCCAGCACGGUUAAUAGAGAGAUGUGAUUGUCCCCCAGGCUAUUCUGGUUUGUCCUGUGAGACAUGCAUGCCAGGAUUUUAUCGACUACGGUCUGAGCCAGGCAGCCACAUUCCCAGGCCAACCCUGGGCACCUGCGUUCCAUGUCAGUGUAAUGGACACAGCAGCCUGUGUGACCCUGAAACCUCUAUAUGCCAGAACUGUCAACAUCACACUACUGGUGACUUCUGUGAACGAUGUACUCUUGGAUAUUAUGGAAUUGUAAGGGGACUGCCAAAUGACUGUCAGCAAUGUGCCUGCCCUCUAAUUUCUUCUAGCAACAAUUUCAGCCCUUCUUGUGUCAUGGAAGGCCACGAUGAUUACCGCUGCACAGCCUGCCCACGUGGAUACGAAGGCCAGUACUGUGAACGGUGUGCCCCUGGCUAUACUGGCAGCCCCAGCAGCCCUGGAGGUUCCUGCCAAGAAUGUGAGUGUGACCCCCAUGGCUCGCUGCCUGUCCCCUGUGACCCUAUCACAGGGCUCUGCACGUGCCGACCUGGAGCCACAGGGCCGAAGUGUGACGGCUGCAAGCACUGGCAUGCACGCGAGGGCGCGGAGUGUGUGUUUUGUGGAGAUGAAUGCACGGGUCUUCUCCUUGGUGACUUGGCUCGCCUGGGGCAGAUGGCCAUGAGCAUCAACCUCACUGGCCCGCUGCCUGCCCCGUAUAAAAUGCUGUAUGACCUUGAAAAUAGGACUCAAGAACUGAAGCAUUUGCUCUCACCUCAGCGAGCCCCAGAGAGGCUCAUUCAAUUGGCAGAGGGCAAUUUGAACACACUCGUGACAGAAAUGAAUGAGCUUCUGAACAGGGCGACCAAAGUGACAGCAGAUGGCGAGCAAACUGGACAGGAUGCUGAGCGGACCAACAGACGAGCAGACUCCUUAGGAGAAUUCAUUAAGGAGCUUGCCCAGGAUGCAGAAGCUGUAAACGAGAAAGCUGUAAGACUAAAUGAAACUCUAGGAACUCCAGACCAGGACUUUGAGAGAAAUUUGCAAGGGCUUCAGAAAGAGAUUGAUCAGAUGAUGACAGAACUGAGGAGGAAAAAUCUCGAUAAACAAAAGGAAGUUGCUGAAGAUGAGUUAGUAGCCGCAGAAGGCCUUCUGAAGAAGGUGAAGAAGUUAUUUGGAGAGGCCCGAGAGAAGAAUGAAAAAGCAGAGAAUGAUAUCCGGGCAAUACUGGCAGAAAACAAAGACAGAGUCGAUGAUGCUUGGAACCUGUUGAGAGAAGCCACAGAUAAAAUCAGAGAGGCUAAUCGCUUAUCCGCAGCAAAUCAGAAAAACAUGACUGCUUUGGAGAAAAAGAAGGAGGCUAUUGAAAGUGGCAAACAACAAACUGAGAACACUUUAAAAGAAGGCAAUGACAUACUCAAUGAAGCCAACCGUCUUGCAGAUGAAAUCAACUCCAUCAUAGAUUAUGUUGAAGACAUUCAAGCUAAGUUGCCACCCAUGUCUGAGGAGCUGAAAGAUAAAAUCGAUGACCUCUCCCAGGAAAUACAGGACAGGAAGCUUGCUGAGAAGGUGUCCCAGGCUGAGAGCCAUGCGGCUCAGUUGAAUGACUCAUCUGCUGUCCUAGAUGGAAUCCUUGAUGAAGCUAAAAACAUCUCCUUCAAUGCCACUGCAGCCUUCAAUGCUUACAGCAAUAUUAAGGACUCUAUUGAUGAAGCUGAGAAAAUUGCCCAAGAAGCCAAAGAUCUUGCACAUGAAGCAACAAAACUG